GCGUGGUUGCCGCACCCCCAGACACGCCCACUACACGGCGCGCUGCUGAAGUCCCUGGCAGGGGUAGGAUUAGAUUAAAUUAAUGUUUAAAUUAAAUGACAUCUGUUUAAGUUAAAUGACAGUCAAACAAAGUGAGCAGACACAAAGCUGGAUUAUAUUUUUAUAAUGUCAUAUGUUAAUCAUAGCCAAAAGCUUCCUUUGUUCGUAAGUUAUUAGCCCCUUAGCUUCACUUAGCGGCGUUAGCACUGUGCUCAGUGUUAUCAUCAUCAUCUAUCAUUAACUCUAUCAUCAUUAACUCUAUCAUUAACCCCGUUAUCAUUAAACCUAUCAUCACUAACCCUAUCAUCAUUAACUCUAUCAUCAUUAACUCUAUUAUCAUUAAUCCCGUUAUCAUUAACUCUAUCAUCAUUAACUCUAUCAUCAUUAACUCUAUCAUUAACCCCGUUAUCAUUAAACCUAUCAUCACUAACCCUAUCAUCAUUAACUCUAUCAUCAUUAACUCUAUCAUUAACCCCGUUAUCAUUAACUCUAUCAUCAUUAACUCUAUCAUCAUUAACUCUAUCAUUAACCCCGUUAUCAUUAACUCUAUCAUCAUUAACUCUAUCAUCAUUAACUCUAUCAUUAACCCCGUUAUCAUUAAACCUAUCAUCACUAACCCUAUCAUCAUUAACUCUAUUAUCAUUAAUCCCGUUAUCAUUAACUCUAUCAUCAUUAACUCUAUCAUCAUUAACUCUAUUAUCAUUAAUCCCGUUAUCAUUAACUCUAUUAUCAUUAAUCCCGUUAUCAUUACCGGAUCAUGGAGUCGAGGCACAGGGAUCUCCUCCGAGCGCAGAGGCUGCAUCUGUGCGAGCAGCUCGUAGUGGAUGAUCUGAUAAUUCAGUAUUUAUAUCAAGAGGACAUUUUAACCGAGGCUCAAGUGGAGGAAAUUCAGUCACAGAAGUCUAACAAAAACAAGACAUUAAUGCUGCUUAGUAUUCUUCCAAACCGUGGCCCCAAUGCUUUUAAAGUGUUUGUGCAAUCCCUCGAGCAGGACUUCCCCUGGAUUAAAGAGAAACUGCUGCUUUUAGCUGAGGGAGAGGAGGAUGAGGAGGAUGGAGGAAGGGGGACAGAGCUGUCCAACACCUCCGCUCAGUGGGCAAUUCCCAAAGAUAUCCUUCAAAUGGUUCCAUCUGAUCAGCAGCUGAAUAGGCUGGCAGCUCGGCUCGGCUUGGAGUGGGAGAUGGUGCUGCUGGACUUGGGCUUGACAUCGGUAGAGAUCUCCCGCUGCCGUGCAGAUCAUCCACACAGCAGUCACAGUCAGGUUCUGGCAGCCCUGGUGAUGUGGAAGCAGACUCAGGGUCGGAGAGCCACGGUGCAGCGUCUACUCCAGAGCCUACAGAAUUCAGAAAUUCAUCCUUCUUCCCUCAACCAAGUGUUUGUCUGAGGCUACUAGGAGAAUGUGUACUGGUUCUGCCACUAAGAAUAAACCUCUGUGCCCAAACAGGAGAGAUAAACACACGCACCAGUGCUGUAUGUUUCAUACAGAGCGAUGCUGAAGAAAGCCAGAGAUUCUUACUUUUUUUCUUGCUACUUUUUCAUCAUGACAGGUUGCUGAUAUAUACUGUAGAAUGGAAGUACCACCAUCUGAACUUUAUCUUUAAGAUUUUAUCUCUGUUUGACAUAGGAACUUUUAGGAGAAUUUUAAAACUUUAAUUUGCUUAAAAUGUGCUAUUAGUCAAUAAAUUGUAUGGAUUUAAAAUGUAUUCAACACAAUAAAUGCAGUAAUUUUAUUUAGUUUUUAUUUACACUAUAAAUACACUGAUCAGCCAUAACAUUAAAAUCACUGAGAAGUGAAAUGAAUAACAUUGAUUAUCUUGUUACAAUGGCACAUGUCAACGGGUGGGAUAUAUUAGGCAGCAAGUGAACAGUCAGUUCUCAAAGUUGAUGUUUAGGUGACUGGGCACCCAAGGCUCACUGAUGCACAUGGGGAGUGAAGGCCCGUCUGGUCCGAUCCCACAGAAGAGCUACUGUAGCACAAACUGCUGAAAAAGUUAAUGCUGCUCUGAUAGAAAGGAGUCAGAACACACAGUAGCUGCAGACCAGUCAGAGAGCCCAUGCUGACCCUGUCCACCACCGAAAGCUUCUACAUUGGGCACGUGAGCAUCAGAACUGGACCAUGGAGCAAUGGAAGAAGGUGGCCUGGUCUGAUGAAUGAUGUUUUCUUUUACAUCACGUGGACGGCCGGGUGCGUGUGUGUCGCUUACCUGGGGAAGAGAUGGCACCAGGAUGCACUAUGGGAAGAAGGCAAGCUGGCGGAGGCAGUGUGAUGCUCUGGGCAAUGUUCUGCUGGGAAACCUUGGGUCCAGACAUUCAUGUGGAUGUUACUUUGACACAUACCACCUACCUAAACAUUCCUGCAGACCGAGUGACACCCCUUCAUGGCAACGGUAUUCCCUAAUGGCAGUGACCUCUUUCAGCAGGAUAAUGCUCCCUGCCACACUGCAAACAUUGUUCAGGAAUGGUUUGAGGAACAUGACAAACUGUUCAAGGUGUUGAAUUGGCCUCCAAAUUCCCCAGAUCUCAAUCCAAUCGAGCAUCUGUGGGACAAACAAGUCUGAUGCAUGGAGGCCCCACUUGCAACUUACAGGACUUAAAGGAUCUGCUGCUAACGUCUUGGUGCCAGAUACCACACACACACCUUCAGAGGUCUUGUGGAGUCCAUGCCUCGACGGCUCAGAGCUGUUUUGAUGGGUUUUAAUGUUACGGUUGAUCGGUGUAUGUACUGACCUGACUCUGUGUGUGUGUGUAUGUGUGUGUGUUUGUGGUUGUGUGUUUUCAAAGUCAAAAUAUAUUGUCAACAAAUCGUUAGCAAAAACUUAAAAACUGAAAAAUGCUGUUUGCAUAAGUAUUCAACCUGUGUGCUAUGGAAGCUUUAUACAGAUGAAAGAUAGCAAUAUAUAACAAACUCUAAUAUAGUAAUAAGAUAUGUAAUAUUGGAUCAUUUUCCUCAAUAAAUAAAUGAGUAUGA
This is a messenger RNA of Pangasianodon hypophthalmus (striped catfish), 3007 nucleotides long. It is a transcript of the gene cradd, whose product is annotated as CASP2 and RIPK1 domain containing adaptor with death domain. Gene Ontology annotation, cellular component: CBM complex. The transcript is spliced from 2 exons. The record is from RefSeq and is a predicted model, not a curated record. Bases 797 to 1423 code for a protein of 208 amino acids. Gene Ontology annotation, molecular function: death domain binding; protease binding. NCBI's taxonomy places the organism in Eukaryota, Metazoa, Chordata, Actinopteri, Siluriformes, Pangasiidae. Gene Ontology annotation, biological process: regulation of apoptotic process; signal transduction.